GCUGCUGCUAGAACAAAUGAUACUGCGACAGUGACAAACAUGAAAGAAAGUCUGACUGAAGAAGAAGAGCUUGCAGACGGAUCUGAAGAAGAUAAAAGCAGUAUUUCGUCCAUAACGCACACGCCUUCUGCAACAUCACUGUCCAGAUUAUCUCCAUUCAGAAUGAUUUCCCCGAAAGGUGUCACGCUGCCCAUGCUCAUCCAGGACGGAAUCAUUGACCCUGGAGAAAAGAUGCUCACCAUGGAGUACAUGGGUCAGAAGUUUGUGGGAGACCUCUUGCCCAGUGGUAAAAUCCAAUGGCCUGAAUCAUCCGAGAUUUUCAACUCCCCCAGCGCCUGGGCCAUCCAUUGUAAACAGCUGGUCAACCCAGCCAAGAAGACCGGCUGUGGCUGGUCGUCGAUAAAGUACAAAGGAAAGAAACUGGAUGCUUACAAGUCAGCUUGGUUCGUCAAACACAGAGCAAACUUCAGUCACCCUUCAUUUUUCACUUCAUCGCCCAUACAUAGCUCUGCCGAUGAUAUGAGCCGAGACAGCAGUUUACCUGCACCAGAAGAUCUACGUCCUAAGAAGGAGCCAGUCAUAGAGAACACACACCCGGCUCACACUAGCACACCUGUCACUAACGGGAUUAACAAGAAAAGGAAACUUGAUGCUGCCUGGAAAGCUGAAGAUGCUGGUCAGGAAGAAGCCUUAGAUCUUUGCAUUCGUCCUUCACGCUCUGAUGAACCAGCUGAGAAAAUUAGCGAGAAAAGUGAGACUGAGAAGAAUGGUGACAGUCAGCCACAAAGGAAAGAAAAGGAAUUGUUAAAGGUGCCUUCACGACUGGGAAGCAGCAUUCCGAAAACGGACGUGAUGGAUUCACCAAAGACUUCUUCCAGUCGAAAACUUGUCAAGUAUUCCUCGCUGGGAAAACGGACAGCUGAACAAGAUCAAAACGUUUUAGUGGAAUGUAUAUCAUUCAACUCUAUAGGCAAAGUACAGCCAUUCCGGGCAGCCAUAUCCAGCAAUUGCAUUUUAUUGAUUGAUUUCCAUUGUCACCUGAACACUAACGAAGUCGUGGGGUACCUGGCUGGAAGAUGGGACCCUGCCUCUCAUAUUUUACACAUUCAGCAGGCGUUUCCAUGUCGCUGUCAUUUAGGAGACAAGGACAAUGCUCCAGCUAUAGAGGAAGAGUUUUAUAUUAUUCUGAUUCACUGUCAAUUUUGUAGAAUAACUUUGUCAUCUGGUAUAUUUCAGAAACGGUUGGUAGAUUUCUACUCUACUAGAAAAGAGUUCAUCAACUUUACGGAUCAGUGGGAGCCAUCGUGGACUUACCUGGAUAAAUUAAAGUGCUCUUUAUCCAACAAGUUUCCCAAAGACCAGACGGAUGGGAAGAUUUUGGAAUUCCUGGAUAACAUCCUAGUGGGCAGUCAUAAAUAAUGGUUACGCCCAAUGUUCAUUGUAACGUGCAAAUCAGUUUACCAAAAUAUUCAGAAACAUGCUGUUGUUGUAAAGUUCUGAUGCAAAGACAAUAUUUCAUAGAACUUGCCCUUGAAGCAUAAUACCACAUCAUCAGAAGAGUGAUUUAAGCUUUUCUCAAGCCUCUUCAUCUUUAGAUGGUACACCCUGUAAUUUUCUUAAUUGUAGGACAGAUAUCAGCGGAAAUGAGAGCAAAAAUUUACAUUUCUCUCUCUCUUACUUUUUUGGAAAAGUAAAGAUAUGUAUAUGUUGUUCAUUAGAUGGACUGUAAAGAAUGUGAGAAAAGAGAAACAGUGUAUUCCUGUUACAAUCACAUGCAUAUCGAUGAAAAAGAGCAGACCAGGUAUCUCAAUAAUUAGAAGAAUUUCAGUAUAUUAUAAUGCGGUGUAGACGCUCUACAGCU
This is a messenger RNA of Liolophura sinensis, 1861 nucleotides long. RefSeq names its product MPN domain-containing protein-like. NCBI's taxonomy places the organism in Eukaryota, Metazoa, Mollusca, Polyplacophora, Chitonida, Chitonidae. Bases 40 to 1419 code for a protein of 459 amino acids. The transcript has 11 exons. The record is from RefSeq and is a predicted model, not a curated record.